CGGCCCCAACCAACCCGGGAGCCAUGCCGUCGUCAAUUCGGACGCCGUCAAGCCAGGCGCGCUGUUGCUCUUUCACCUCACUCUCUGGGUCUGAUAGACUAACCAGCGACAACGCAAGUCGAAACCAAACCCAGUUCGUCCGUUCUGCUGCAUCGACACACACAUCGGCCCAGCGCCCGGCAUGUUCCCGAAGAGGCGGGAGGCGGGAGCGGCGUGCACUUCGGCCGGCCUAGUCACCGCCCGACUACUGUUGUCCUUCCUCGCUCUCCCAACAUUUCCGGUUGCGGCUGCAGGACAUGCCCCAUCGGACGCGCAGCUCCCUCUCGCCAUCGAGGUUGGUCCGGUAGCGCCACUAAUACCGGAACCCCCAGCACCCGCUGAGCACACCUUCACGCUCCGACACAUUUUUCACCACGGAACGUAUAAACACCCGCAUCUCCAUCGCAAACAGGAUGUCACGCAGCCAAAGGCGGACGUGUGGCUGCCGGCCGAGGACGGAUACGAGGCCCAACGAAUCGGUCCCCUGCGAGCCCGAAGCAACCCGCUCCGGAUCCAGCGACUGGUGGACCGGAGGCCCAGUGUGGUAGACCCUAUUGUGGCCGAGUCGAGGAAGCAGGGGUUUGUCUCGGUACUCUCGCCAUCCGCGUGGACGAUCGACGAUGUUCCCGGGCCCAACGUCACCGACAAGGACACCGUUCUGACGCUCGCCCUGAUGGCGGCCGACGCUUACGUGGAGAAGCCGGGCGAAGCGGACUGGGAAGAUGUCGGCGCGCCGUUCAACCGGAGUCUCGAUUUCGGCUGGGAGGGCGAUGGGUUGCGGGGCCACGUAUUUGCCGACGAGACUAACUCGACCAUCGUCAUCGGGCUGAAGGGGACCUCGGUUGCCGUGUUUGACGGGGAGGGCACGACCACGAACGAUAAGGUCAACGAUAACCUGUUCUUCAGUUGCUGCUGCGCCCAGCAGGGACCCUGGACUUGGCAACAGGUGUGCGACUGCGCGACCGGCACCUACACGUGUAAUAACACGUGCGUCACCCAAGCCCUCCGCGACGAGAACCGCUAUUAUUACGCGGCGCGCGAGCUGUACGCCAAUGUCACCGAGAUCUACCCCAAUUCCAACGUCUGGAUUACAGGUCAUUCACUGGGUGGAGCUGUUAGCUCGUUUCUGGGCCUCACGUACGGUGUGCCGGUGGUGACCUUCCAAGCGGUGCCUGACGCGCUGCCGGCGAGGAGGCUUGGUUUGCCCGUCCCUCCGGGAGCCGACCCGGACGCGCCUCAGGAGAGGGAGUACACGGGCGCAUUCCACUUUGGACAUACGGCUGACCCCGUCUACAUCGGGACCUGCAACGGAGCGACGGCGUCGUGCUCGUUAGCAGGUUAUGCGUUUGAAGCGGCCUGCCACACGGGCCGUGAAUGCGUCUAUGACACAGUGGGCGACUUGGGCUGGCGUGUUGGUAUCGGAACGCACAGGAUCAAGUCGGUGAUUCGGGACGUCAUCCUGAAGUAUGACUCGGUUCCGGAGUGCAAGUUUACUCCCGAGUGCCGGGACUGCGGCAACUGGAAGAUGUACGAGAGCAACGGGACAGAGUCGACCAUGACCUCGAGCGUUCCGACGACAACCUCCAAGACCCGGACUCGGACCGAAACCUGCAAGACGCCGGGUUGGUGGGGUUGCUUGGACGAGACCACGACAACUACUGGUACGGAGACGUCUGAGGUCACGACAUCGACAUCAUCGACCACAACAUGCCAUACCCCGUAGGUGGUCCCAACAUGUGGCACUCGCAUGCAUUCUACUGACUCCCGCCAGGGGCUGGUUUGGCUGCAAGGACAAGACCACGACUAGUGUAACCACCACC
Thermothelomyces thermophilus ATCC 42464 is the source of this 1859-nucleotide messenger RNA. RefSeq lists its product as uncharacterized. The record is from RefSeq and is a predicted model, not a curated record. Gene Ontology annotation, molecular function: glycerophospholipase activity. The transcript has 3 exons. Gene Ontology annotation, biological process: multivesicular body membrane disassembly; macroautophagy; neutral lipid catabolic process. The coding region runs from base 182 to 1762 and encodes 526 amino acids. NCBI's taxonomy places the organism in Eukaryota, Fungi, Ascomycota, Sordariomycetes, Sordariales, Chaetomiaceae.